ACCUCCUCGAGGAGCAGCCAUCGCCCGGCGUCGUCCCAUCUGUGCUGCUGUGCCUCACACUCCAGAGGGCUGGUGCGUGCACGGCGUUUUGACGCCACGCCACGCUUCUUCAUUGCAUCUACAACUUCUCACGUAUAGAUCCAUCCGCCUGCUAGAGGGCAAGAAGCAAGGCAGAUAGGGCAAGAGGAGGAAGUGGAAGAGGAAGAGGAGGAGGAGGAAGGAAGGAGAGACGCCUGACAGAGGGAGAUUUGCCGGAGGGAGUUGAUUGCCUGAUUGAUUGAUUUUAAGAAAGCUGUGUCGAACUUGGAAAAGAAAGAGGAAGAAGUUCGCUCGCGGGUUGUUCUCGAUUUGCGGGACCACGCAUGACUCGAGAUAGCCUUUUUUGUUCUUGAAAUCUUUUCAGUUUGAUUAGUUAUCACUGAUCGCGGGGUCGGGCUCGCGCUCAGUUCGGGUUCGUACGAGGUCGUCGUGUGGGGGUAGAGGGUGAGUUCGAGACUUUCAUAUCAUCUAUCUCUCUUUUCUCGUCCUUCUUGGUCAUUCAUUCCUCCUCCUCAUCGUCGACGGCGACAACAGCAGCAACGUCUUCUUCCGCGUUCGCUGCGAGUUCUUUGCUCGUGCCUCGCGUUCUACUCGUCGUCGUUGCCAUAAGCCUGUGUCGGUCGGUGUGGUGCAAGUGGUGGAAGCGGGCGUAAUUGGUGUAACAUCGGGCGUGUUUCCGUCGUCGAAACCUAGCCUUCAUGCCGAGGGUCUAGCCGUUCAUCGUCGCGUCCCAAGCUAUCUCCUCACUUGCUGUUUCCGGCCAGCUCGACUUUCGAGCUGGAUUAUAUCAGCCUUACAUUAUAUCUGGUUCUUCUUAGCCUGUACUGGGGAAGGUAUUGUCAUAUACAAGAAUUCGAGAACGGGUGAAUCCUAGUGAAGUCGUUCGGAUGGGUUAUUCAGACCAUAGAGAUGGCUGGCUCUUUCAGCCUAUCAUGAUGCCCCGCGACGCAACCUCCGAACACCAAUUCCGCAAGAAGCCAUGGAGAUGGGUGAGUGGCGUGUCAAUGAAGCAAGUCGACGAAAAGGCUCCUUUUGUACAGACCCUGAAGUCCGUGCCUUGUUUUAGGAACAAAGCAAGAGGCAGACACAAUAAAUUCAAAUAUCGAUUUUCCAAGAGAAGAGUGCCUUGUGCUCCUCGAAACACCACCUCAUUCAUCAUGCGAGCAAACAAAUUCGGAAUCAAAGCUCCCUUCUACACCCCCAUCUGCCCGACAACGGUUGGAACUCCGACAAUUUCUCCCGCGCCCUGGCCCAAGGAGACUCUCGGAGACGGCCAGGUAGCAAGCGACCUCGGUGUCAAUGCUUAUGGCUCCAUGAAUGGCUGUAUACGUCUUAGAGCUGAUGCAGAGGAUUUUGACGUAGAAGGAGAAAGAGACCUCGGGUCCACAUCUUGCAACGAGAGCGACACAGACCAAUGCAGCUUUCAACCGGCGAGUAGUGUGCAGCAAGUGGAGGAACGCAUCGAUCACUGUCUGCAGCGCUUUGAGCUUCUGAGCAGCAGCAACAACAGCAUCAACUCCGCUCGAACCAACUACAGUAAUCAAAGUCUGGUCGCCAAGGUGGAAGAUCAGGAAAAUCACAUAAACUACCUGGAGGAAGUGAAUAUGUCUUUACAUCAGCAGCUGUGGGCUAUCCAGCAGGAGUUGACAGAGCUGCGGAGGAGGCUGGAGAAUGACAGGACCGGAUCAGAAAUUGUAGUCACCGACGAGAGUUUGGGAGAUGGCUCUUGUGCUGCGUAAUCGAUGUCAAUUGGCUGGCUGCAUGUUGGAGCCGAUGUGCAGCUUUGACCCCACUGUGAAUCAUGUUCACUCGCUACCUAUCCAAAUGCAUCUUGUCUAGGCUCUUUGCCAUGUGUGCCUUUACACCAAGCUAAUGGCCGCAUAUGCCUGUUGCAGCCAAGGUGUGAUUGCAGGUUACAGAGUGUGUAACUCCUUGACAGACGGCACCAAGACCAAACAUCUGUUCCAUGUUCCAUACACCCGGUCAGUGUGUGGUUUGUGAAGUUCAUUUACUGCUGACUUUACUUGAGGCUCCGUCACUCCGUCACUGUUCGAUUUCUCACUUAGCUAUGGGCGUCUAGCAAUUGGGCUUACGCUUCGAGACGCAUGUCUGCAGAGCAGGAAGCGACUUUCUUCCUGAGCCGCGCAAACGGUCAUGCCGGUGUCAUUACCAUGCAUAUCACCGGCCAUCUUAUCAUCGGCUAAAGAGUGUGUGCUAUAGCAGUGGUUCCGCCUACGAAGCAAGAGAGUUCUGGAACUGUGAGGAGCCCGUUUCUAGUCAGAUCAUAUGAUGCCUGAGCUUCAGUGGAGGCAUGUUCGAUGAUUUCUGUACAAUACCUUCUUAGUCUUCAGAUUCAAUCUGCAGAGCCCCGCUGCUUCUUUCACUUUCCGCGGCUAGACGCGCACCAAAAGAUUCUGUGAGAUGAGGUCAAGCUGGUCAUCAGCAGAGCUCUUCAGCUACCGGAUAGACCAUCUAGCCUGAUGUCUGUUGACAUAGUAAGCGAAUUUCCUCGUAUUAGGUGGAUGUCAGGUUCUCGAUGUGUCUCGGCCUGUGGUCAUCUCAUGGCCGGCACGAUUCUUCCGGGGCAAAGCUCAGCUUUUUCCAGUGCUCGUCAACUAGAACCGGAUCGGCUGCCAGCAAGUCUGUUCCAAUUCCCUUAGAUACAGUUUGUACAGUGUUAUUACCUCUUGUAUGAUAAUUUCGGUCACUGCCCGAUCUAGAGUGCUGGACAAGUUUCCUGUCGUCACGUCUUCAGUGUCUAUUCGCGUCUGCCCGGCAUACAUGGCUCUGUUGUUCCCGUGAAUCGCUUUGUGGUUAGAUGCAUGAUCUGAGCUUAAAGUCAUGUUGUCCGUGUUCACACUUCCACCUUUUCGUUGUAGCUGUACCCGACCGCUUUUCGCAG
Marchantia polymorpha subsp. ruderalis is the source of this 2941-nucleotide messenger RNA. The record is from the annotation of a GenBank genome assembly. NCBI's taxonomy places the organism in Eukaryota, Viridiplantae, Streptophyta, Marchantiopsida, Marchantiales, Marchantiaceae.